Caenorhabditis auriculariae is the source of this 5951-nucleotide messenger RNA. NCBI's taxonomy places the organism in Eukaryota, Metazoa, Nematoda, Chromadorea, Rhabditida, Rhabditidae. The record is from the annotation of a GenBank genome assembly.
AUGCCCGAUGAAGAAGAUGUCAUGGCGAAUAUUCGCUUCAAGGAUGGCAAAAAGUUGGUUUGAGGAGAAUUUUUCGGAGAGAAAGGGCUUUUCGCACAGAAAUAUGAGCUAUUUUUGGUGAAAAACUUCUUUAAUGCAGUAGUUUUAAAAGUAGAUUCCUUAAAUUACUCUCGCCGAACGAAAAUCCUGUCAAUACCUCCCAAAAUUCAGAUUUGGCGAUUGGGUAAUCAAGAAAAAACUGGACGAAGGUGGCUUCGGACAGGUGUACAUGGUAACUUUUCAACAUUUUUUGACACCUUGACCUUCAAAAUCCAGGUACAAAAUUUGAAAACUAACGAGAAAGCGGCGUUGAAAGCGGAAUCGAACGAAGUAGAAGGCGGAUCUGCGAUCAAACUCGAGGUUUCAAAGAAAGAAGACGAGAUUUCAAAAUGAAUACUGGAAUUCAGAUUCUGAUCCUUCGAGAUUUGAACAGAAGCGGACCGAAGCCUCACAUUCCCGUCUACUUCCACGCGGCUAAACGCGGAAAGUUCAGCUACAUGAUCAUGACAUUACUCGGCGAGAAUCUCAAAGCGCUCAAGGUUCAAUAUAUCCUUAAUCAAGGCCAUUCAACGUACUUAAAACUUGUGAAGUUUAUUUAACUUGGAGAAAAAUACGUUGGUGUGGAGAAAAAAACAGAUGUAGUCAAAUAGAGAGAAUAAAUUCUUCUUGACUGACAAUUUGAAAAAAUAAAUUUUCAUCAAGGGAACGUUCUAAUGGGCACUGAUUUAAACUUCUAUCUUAGUUAUUGUAUCAGUGCAAUUUAUGGGAACCACAGGAAAAAUAGAAGCAAAAGAAAACACAGACAAAAAAAAAAAUCAAAAACGAAAAAAUGACGACCUCUUUGUCCAUAGAGCAACUUUUCUGCUGUUUUGCGCAAUAUUUCAUUUUUCCUUUUUUCUGCUUCACUUUUAAUUCGUUUUUCUUUCAAAAAAAGUGCACUUUGUGUUCUUGUAGUCUGUUUUAAGCUUUCUGAAAAGCUCUACAAAAUGGCGGGUUUUUUUCCUCAAAUUCCUAUUAUUUUACUUUUCAUUUGCCCUUGAAAGUUUUCCCUUUUUUAACAAAGUUUCAGUUGAAUUGCCAAAAUGGAAAAGAACGUUUUUCGCGCGGCACCUGGAGUCGUCUCGGCAUUCAAUGUCUCUACAGGUUUGUGAGCUUUUUUUUUGUUUUAUAUAUAAUUAUAAAAUGUGUAUUUUAUUGAUACAUUUUUUUUAAAAUAAAUAUUUUUAGCGUCAAAUAUGUGCACGAUUGCGGCUACGUCCACCGAGAUAUUAAGGUAUUGAAAUAUUAACUAAAUUCCUCGAAAAAUAUUUAGUUAAUUUUUGAAAAAAAAAAACAGUUAUGAAUAAGAAGUCUGAAAGCACGGAAAAACCUUCAGUAGGAAACAAGGAGAGCGGAGGCAAGCCAAAAUAAUUUUUGAGACCUAAAACGGCUGCGCGCCUUUUUUUUUUACAAAAUUCCCAUUCUCGCCAAUUUUUUCAAAGUCGUUGCUCAGCCUUAAAUUCAUGGCGGAUGCCGUUUUUUUUUUUCCAUAACCCAUUUUGAUUGAUAAAUUAAAGCCGAACAACUUUGUGAUGGGAGCGCCCGACGACCAGGCCCGUUGCCGUCUGGUCCACAUUCUCGACUUUGGCCUGGCCCGGGCCUACGCCUUCCAACGCGACUCCAAGUGGGUGACGCGUCGCGCCCGCGGCACCGCCGAGUUCCGCGGGACUCUGCGAUACUGCUCGCCCAACGUCCACUUCAAGAAGGAGCAGGUUUUCAAAUGAAGAGAAAAUAUAGGUCAAUCCCCAAAAAGCAAAAGUGGCCACUCUAGGGGAGCAUGCUGGGGGUCGCUAUACAUCUUUUUAAUUUUCAAACCAGUUUGAAAAAUGGAAAGAUCACUGUAUAGUCUGUUCAGAUUUUGAAUGUCAAGUCGUCGCUCAAGCUCCGCCCAUAAUACUGCGAUAAACCAAUCAGAGAGCGAGCCAUCCACAGAGUGUUUUUGGACGUCAUUGCACUUGACAUUCAAAAUCUGAACAGACUAUAGGGACCUCUUAGGCUUAAGGGCCUUAGAAGUCAGACCCCAACCUGAGUAUGAGCCCUCUGGGGAGCACUAGUGAGUCCGCUAUACAUAGGGACCGCAGGCCAAUUUCCAAAGUCAGUGAUAUAAAGUUGAAACCUAUAUGAAAAGAAAGCUGAUGGCAAUCGAGAGCUAACUGCGAAAACAGAAAAGAAAAAUAUGAAAAAUGAAAAAAGUUAUAAGCAAAAAAGUGGCGAAAUCGGGGGAACCAUUUUUGUGUAGAAACUUUCGUCAGGGUCGCAGGAAAAGGGGCGUGUUUAUAGAUGCCGCGCGCUCCUUGCUGUGCGUUAAUUCACGCAGGAGACGUUUCGAAAACAUAUUUAUUUGAGUUUUUAGAAGUUUUAAAUGAAAUAUUAGAGUUUUCAUAUUGAAUAUUGCUCUUUUUCAAUAUCAGCCUACUCUUCAAGCACUCACGCUGUUGAAAAGCGAGUUUUUGAAGAAGGUUUCAAUGCAUUUCGUAAAAAAAGAAAAAUAACCGACAAAAAUAGACCUCUGCGAAGGACGAACAGCAUUAAACCGAAUUGAAAAAUGUAACAGUCUACUAAGAAAUUUACUGAAAAAAAUAUGUAAAUAAUCACCAAGUCCUUUUUUUCAGAGAGUUUUUUUAAAAAAAGGCGAAAGCGUUUUACUUUUUGAUUUUCUACUUCUUUUAUUUUUUUCUCUAAAGUUUGUGCGUCCACAUGGAGUGUACGUAGACAAUUUUUUUAGAAUUCUUUACUUGACAUUCGAAAAAUUCAAAAAAAGUUCAAAAAAAUUCAAAAAAACAGUUGAGUAAAAAGCGAAAUUUAAUACUUUUCACGCUGCUAUAAUGGAUAUAAUGAUAUAGGAAAAAAAGAUUCCAAUUAUGAAAUGAGUAAAAAGCAACUAUAAAGCCACAAUAAAAAUGAGAAAAACUUGAAUAGAAUACAUAAAUAGUUUUAAAAAAACCUUCUUCACGCUUUCGAAAAAUUUCGUGGCCUUCGCGGUGUCUGCAGAUUUCCAGCGACGCGCAGUUUUAAAAAUAACUUUCGAGCGUUUAAAUUAACCAUACUUUUCGGGCCAUCCUAGGAAUUUUUUUAUUUUUUGAUAUGUUGUAGAGAAAUGUCUAAUGUUUGAUAUUAUGAAAUAAAAAAACUUGCCCAAAACGCUUUGGGCCGUUUUCAAAGCGUUACAAAAAAACGGGAAUUUUAAGCUUUCAUAUAAACUAUAUAAUCGAUGAAACACUUAGUUCUCUAUUUUUUUAAAAUUUGCAAACAACUGCAAACAACCGUUUAAAAAAAUAUAAUCAGUAAUUAUCGAUUGCGUUUUUUUCGAAAAAUAAGGAAUUUCGAAAAUCGUGAUUUUCAAAUUGCGUUAUUUUUUUGAGGCCAACCAUAGAAUUUUUUUAUUUUUUUGCCAGAAUAUGCGUUUUUUUAGUUGCUUUAUGAUAUUCAAGAAUUAAAAAAAGGUUGCCCAGAAACUUUCAAGAAAAAAACGGGAUUUUUUUAUCCGUUUUCGGCCACAAAUGCGUUUUUAAAAAAACUGUCGUCGUACAUUCUUAUUUCUCAUUUUUUUCAGUAUUUUCAUUUAUGUAGGAUUGUUAAGCAUAGCCGAUUGUAUGUUUCCCCAAUUUUUUCCCAAAUCGGUACAAGAAAACUGUUUUAAAAUAUAAAAAAAGAACCAAAAUGCAACGAAAAUGACGAAGUUUUUUGAACAGCGAAGUGGGCGUGGCUCUGCGGUCCCUAGGUAUACAGGUUUUUUUUUCCAAACCGCUAAAGAGACCACUCUGGCGUUACUAGAAAAAGAAAAAACUGGCUUUUCAAAUAAAAAAAAACUGGUUCUGAAAUUCUCGACAGGGUCGUCAAGACGACCUCUGGUCCCUGCUCUACGUGCUCGUCGAGUUCAACGGCGGCCUUCCCUGGCAGCACGAACGAGAAAAGUCGAAGAUUGAGGGCAUGAAAAUCGCGAUGGACGACAAGGACGUCAUGCUCAACAUGCCUAGUUAAUUUUCAUCUUCCUGCUCUUUGAGUAGAACGAAAAGCUCGAUGGAUUUGAAGUUAUUUAGUUCUCCAGACUUCCUAGAGAGCUUUUGAAAAAUAAUAUGCAUCUUUCACUUACUACAAAUAAUCCAAAAAUGUAGUUUAUUAGGCUGGUCUGUUAGAUAUAAGCGCUAACUUUAGCGUUUCAUCGUUCUUUUCCAAGUUCAAAUUUGAUGAAGAUUUUCAUUUUCGCAUGGGAAAUAUCGUGUGGAUUCUAUUUUAUUAGUUAUAGUGGAAUACUCUCCAACAUUACCGCUCUUUCCUGACAGGACAUGGUUAAAGAGUUUUUAGACACUAUAUUUAAAAAUUAUUUAAAUUAGUUCAUAAAGAAAACGCGCUCCAACGAUAAAUUCCUUCUUUUUUUACAGUUUGCAUGCAAGCCAUUACACCUCAUCUGCGCUCACUAGAUUGCUACGCCAAGCCUGAUUAUGUGUGAGUGAAAAUUAUUUUUAGAAACGUAGAUCAAAAUUAUUUUUACAAGGCAAAAGGUGAACAUACAAGUUUUGAUAAUUAACUGAGAUGUUGAAAAAAUCUGAACCAAUUUUUUUUACGCCACUGAGGAAGAGUCGGCGGUCAGUUUUUCAUUUUUACUAAAAUUCGAAAAAGACUUGAAAUUUUUAUGUCUGCGACUUUGUACUGCUGUUUUUCUCUGCGCCCUCCUCGUUUCUCUGUCUCUCUCUCAUGUUAACGGGAUGUUUUUAUGUUACUCUGACCUCGCCGAUGAGGGAACAGAGAGACCUAGGAACGCCAGAGUGGUCACAAGCCCUUGAAGGCACCCCUCUAGGGACCCCUUUGCUUCCCUCUAUAGGGGGCACUAAAGCUUGCGAAUGUGGUUGAAUUUCAUCCCUAUAAAGAGCACGUUUUUGUCCCCUCUAGCGGCUGCUUUUUCUUCUGACCCCUAUAGGGGCCACUCUGACAUUCUCAAAGACGCAGGAACUCGAAAGUCAAGUCUAGUAGGGGUGGACGGACUGUACAGUAAAUCCUUGAAUAACCAAACUUUUUCCUUGUAGGGCAUUUUACAACGCGCUCUUGACGAUUAUGAAAGCGGAGAAAGUGACGCCGCUCAGUCGAUACGACUGGGAAACUGCCACUGAGGAAGAGUCGGCGGUCAGUUUUUCAUACAUUUUGUUUUUGAACUUCGGGUUUUCAAAAAGGCAAAGUUUUUGCGCAGGAAUGGAAAAGGCAGGAAAAAUGGCUCUUCUCCUCGAGACCUUGGGGAAAUUAACAUCCGUGCUCCUUUAGCCACCUUGCAAAUAUUUGAACUGACUGAACUUGAAAAUAUUUUUAUACGAGGUAAUACCAGAAAAAAUCUAAAUUCAGAAAAAAUACGCGAAAGAGAAAGGUCCAGCCGCUUGGGAAGACGCCGAGGCAUUCUUCAAGGUUUAUUUUUAAAAUGAGUUGAUGCGCAGCGAAUUGAGCAGUCUUUUUUUUUCUUGAAUGAAAAGAAAUGGAAUUUAAAAUCGCUGCGCAUCAUUUUUUUUCACAUAUUCUGAAGUCUAUUCUUCAGUCGCUUCAACUUGAAAUAGUCUGACUUGUCUGCGCUCUCUUUCGUCUCGCUGGCUCGGUUAUUAAAAAUGAAAAUAGCGCUUGAAAACGAGAGAUAUCAGAUUUUUAAUGUGUUUAAAAAGAAAAAAAUUUUUUUCCAUUUUUCCUCAACAAAAAAAUUAUACUGAAAAAAUGAUGAGCGUCGAUUUAUAUAGCAUUAUUCUCUCCAGGCCGAUCCGAUUUCGAUCGCUGGACCCCCAAAUAAUAAUGAAACGGAAAAGUCUGCCUCAAGAACGAUGACGGUUUCUUUCUUUUCCCAAGUUUCUACAAAUUUUAGUCUUUUUUUUCAGAAAGAAGUCCCCAAAGGCGUCUAG